AUGAACGAUGACAAUAAUUGCUGUACUGAAUUGAAGAUUUCCGAUGAUGAAUGUUCCUUUAAUGUCUAUUUCGUGAAGGAAGCUGCACAAGUCUGGUCUAGAAAAGAAUUCUGUUAUAUCGAGACUGCGGCCAGAGAACAACCAAACCUGAAUAUAUAUUUAAUCAAUUUGAUGCGUACCUCCAGUACACCAAACACAUCGGAAAUUUAUCUCAAAAUGGCUCUGGCUUCCCAAAAUGCCAAUAUUCACAUUGCCGAAUUAUUGAUUGACAAAUUUUUCAGCAAAACGGAAUUAUCGAGUAUCGCAAGAAAUUUAAACAAUGAAUUAUUGCUGAUGGCGGCGAGAGCGUAUCUGCUUUGGAACUUCCCCGGCGUUGCAAUGCAUCCGAGCGCAUAUUGCAAUUUAUCAGUUAUCAAUAAUUUUUGUAGUAAAACGGGGAAACGAGAUUGCAUGCCGGACAAAUUAGUUACGAUCGACCCAAUGAUCGAAUUACAAGCGACAGACGUGCAUUGUCAAGCAUUUCUAGGAUUUGUAAUACGGGAAAUAUCCAAGAAUGCAACGCAAAUGUAUAGUUUGAAGGAUGCAUUGGAUAAAUUUUGUCCGAGGAUUGAUAACUGUACCGAGGUGCGAGUACUUGAUUUAAAAUCGCAAUGUUCGGUCAACGCUUUCGAUUGUCCUACCGUCUAUACGUCUAAAAAAUCUUGGAAACUUACAAUGUAA
Messenger RNA from Cyphomyrmex costatus, 720 nucleotides. RefSeq lists its product as uncharacterized. The record is from RefSeq and is a predicted model, not a curated record. The transcript is spliced from 6 exons. NCBI's taxonomy places the organism in Eukaryota, Metazoa, Arthropoda, Insecta, Hymenoptera, Formicidae. The coding region runs from base 1 to 720 and encodes 239 amino acids.